Tetrahymena thermophila SB210 is the source of this 627-nucleotide messenger RNA. Its product is annotated as 40S ribosomal protein S8-2. Lineage: Eukaryota; Ciliophora; Oligohymenophorea; Hymenostomatida; Tetrahymenidae. Gene Ontology annotation, cellular component: cytosolic small ribosomal subunit; ribosome. The record is from RefSeq and is a predicted model, not a curated record. Gene Ontology annotation, molecular function: structural constituent of ribosome. The transcript is spliced from 2 exons. Gene Ontology annotation, biological process: maturation of SSU-rRNA from tricistronic rRNA transcript (SSU-rRNA, 5.8S rRNA, LSU-rRNA); translation.
AUGGGUAUUUCAAGAGAUAGCAAACACAAGAGAAGAGCCACCGGUGGUCGUAUGCCUGUUCACAGAAAGAAGAGAGCUUUCGAAAAGGGCAGACCCAUCAGUAUGACUAAGUUAACCACCCAAUCUACUACCAUCACUGAAAAGAGAAGAAUCAGACCCGUCAGAGUUAGAGGUGGUCACUUGAAGUUCAGAGCUCUCAGACUCUGCGAAGGUAACUUCUCUUGGGGUUCUGAAAACAUUACCAGAAAGACUAAGAUUCUCGAUGUUAAGUACAACGCCACUAACAACGAAUUGGUCAGAACCAAGACUUUGGUCAAGAACAGUAUCGUCGAAAUCGAUUCUACCCCCUUCAGAGAAUGGUACAAGCUCCACUACGGUAUCGAUCUCGGUUUAAAGAAGGAUAGAACUGUCCUUGGUAAUAAGGAAAAGUCUAGACACGUCCAAAAGAGAGUUAAGAGAACUAAAGCUUAAGCCCUUGAAAAGAACAUCGAAGAAUAAUUCGUUUCUCAAAGAAUCUUAGCUUGUAUCACCUCCAGACCCGGUCAAUCUGGUAGAGCUGACGGUUACAUCCUCGAAGGUAAGGAACUCGAAUUCUACAUCAGAAAGUUACAAUCUAAAAAGAAGUGA